Messenger RNA from Paramormyrops kingsleyae, 3390 nucleotides. It is a transcript of the gene tdg.2, whose product is annotated as thymine DNA glycosylase, tandem duplicate 2. Gene Ontology annotation, molecular function: pyrimidine-specific mismatch base pair DNA N-glycosylase activity; uracil DNA N-glycosylase activity. NCBI's taxonomy places the organism in Eukaryota, Metazoa, Chordata, Actinopteri, Osteoglossiformes, Mormyridae. Gene Ontology annotation, biological process: base-excision repair, AP site formation. Gene Ontology annotation, cellular component: nucleus. The record is from RefSeq and is a predicted model, not a curated record.
AUUUUCUGUUCUCAAUGAAUAGCUAGCUAGUUGUUUAUAUCUUUAUAUCUUUGAAAGAGCAGCAGUAAUAUAAAAAUAUUUUGAUAUUACUAGAUGUUGUUUUAUUUAAUAUUUAUAUGUUUUAUUACCUUUUAUUGAAAAUAAUGUGUCUUGUCUUUGGCAGCAUACUGUCUGUUGUCUGGUUAUCAUUGUCUUUGCCAUUAGACGGGUCUGAUCAAUGAAAUAACGCUUUUAGUGUGGGAUAUGGUUAGUUUACUACACUAGUUCUACGGGGAUUGCUUUUCUGAGCACAUGCGACUAGACGGUACAUCCCUGACGCAAAAAGAAGGGCACCAUCACAACAAUAAAGUAAAUGAUAAUAUCUACAAUAACAAUGGAAGAAUAUAACUAUUCACCUUUGACAAUUCCCACAGAUUACCUUCAACAUUGGUACCAGUCUGCCCAGCAUGUGCAGGCUCUCCAGGCAACCCAGUACCAGCAGAUGGGUAAUGCGGGUUAUUUCAUGGAGAACUCCACAGAGGACAAGGUGAUGACAGAGCUGGCUGUUCACCAGGAACCACCCACCCACCAAGAUCUCUCUGUGCACUGUGAGCCUGCAGUCUGCCCGGAUCCUCCUGUACCUGCCACAGUGCAAAGAAAGCGGGGAAGACCGUCCAAUAAAAUGGCCAAGUCCGCCGAAAACCAGCAGGAGAAGAUUGACGAGAGCUUCAAGAAGGUCAAGAGGAAAGUUGACCGCUUCAAUGGCAUGUCGGUGGAGGAAGUCAUGGCCAAAACGCUUCCUGAUGUCCUUGCCUACAACCUUGACAUCUUAAUUGUUGGAAUCAAUCCAGGCCUUAUGUCGGCUUACGUGGGACAUCAUUACCCAAAUCCAGGAAAUCAUUUCUGGAAGUGCCUCUUUAUGUCAGGGCUCACUGAUGCUCAGUUUAAUUACAUGCAUGACCAGACUCUGCCUGAAAAGUAUGGGAUAGGAUUUACAAAUAUGGUGGAGAGAACAACACCAGGAAGCAAAGAUCUUUUAAGCAAGGAAUUUCGAGAAGGAGGCAGACUUUUGGUGGAGAAGCUGCAGAAGUACAAACCUCUAAUAGCGGCCUUCAAUGGGAAAUGUAUUUAUGAAAUAUUCAGCAAGGAGAUUUUUGGCAUCAAACCCAAGAAUCUCGACUUCGGCCUGCAGCCACACAAAGUUCCUGGAACAGAGACGGUUUGCUAUCUGAUGCCAUCUUCGAGUGCCCGUUGUGCCCAAUUCCCCCGUGCACAGGACAAGGUGCACUUCUACAUCAAGCUGAAGGAGCUCCGAGACCAGAUCAGGGGCCUGACCCGGAAGGAGGAGGUGCAGGAGACGCAGUACACAUUCAAUCUGAAUAUGGCCAAAGAGGAUGCCAAGAAAAUGGCAAUCAAGGAGGAGCAGUAUGACCCUGGAUAUGAUGCUGUCAAUGCAGCAUUUGGAGAGGAGGAACCAGAGUUUGGGCCAAGCUAUGCUCUUGGUGGUUCUAACACAGCUGUCACCGCAAGCCACUACCAAGAACCUGCGAGUAAUGAGGUUCCAGCUGUCCUGGGCCACAAUGUCGGCGGUCAGUGGGACAUGGUGCCAUUUCCACGUCGCCUGUAAGGACGGUCACCAGUCGGUGUCUUUCAGGACACACCACUAGUUUGUGACAGAAAAGGGGGGGUCACUCAUAUUGUAGUCCACUUGAUUAGUUGUUGAAAGUGGCUUUUCUCCUUUGACAACCUGCUGUGUACCUCAACAUGCAAACCUAUGAAUCAAACGCACAAUAAUGAACUCUUACAUCUGGACUCUGAAUAGUUAUGAAUACUGAGUACUGUUACCAUACUUUUUUUCAUAAUAUUUAUUUAUAGGUGCUGGACAAUUUGUGUGUGCAUUUUCUUUUUAAUGUAAUGUUAAUGCAUUUUAUACAUUCUUUUGUAUGCCAUUUUAAAAUAAUGAAAACUUUUGCAGGAAGUGCAAUUUUCACAUUACAUUUUUACACAUUGAAAAAUAAUUGAGCCUACUGUCUUUCACAGUUGCUAUAAAUCAGGGAUUUAUAACAUGAACCAACAGUAACAUCAGCUGUCCAUCAGUAGUUAAUUGAAGUAGUCUUUGGUCUGUGUGGUAGUGCAGGCUGUAAUGUUUGCCAGUGUUUAAAACGAAUGCUUUAGCCAGAAAGCAUCCUGCAUGUUUUCCGUUGGUCUUUCAUGGAUGAUAUGGAACUGAGACAUUAUGGGAUGUCUGACAACAGGCUGGGGAAUUCUCUGACCACUGUGACUUGGGUAGCAGUGUGGGGUGUGAUGAUUGUAAGUUUUAAUGUGUAAGGUUUAAUGUGUUAAAAGCAACUUGAUACAAAUAGUAAAAUUGUAUGGUAUUUUCCUUAUUGUCAUCUUCAUAACGGCUCUCGUUGUGGGCCGUCAAGGCGUCAUUAUUUUUCACGUUCUCAAAUAGCAAAAAAAAAAAAAUCUAUAGCGUAGCUUCUGUAAAUGAAUCAUUUUAAAUGUAGCAAAAGGUUCAUGGUACCUUGAGGUGGAUUUUGAAUUAGAAUAUGACCAAAACAAGGUGGUAUCUGACACACCGUAAUGCAUUUCCUGUCUUUUUCAGUUUUAGUUUUAGUUUUUAAAAAAGCUGCUUGCAUAUUCAGAGGAUCAGAAUAGUAACGUUUAAAGGUACAGUGUCCCAUAGUACAGAAUCAGAGAUGCAGUUUCAGAAAACAAAGCAGUGUUUCUUUCUUUUUAAGACUACACCCUCAUGUCUGUUAAUUUGAAUGAAGCAUGUGGUAUGCAGUUAGUCUUCUUAGCUGUUUCUGGUUGAACACUAUGUUUGCUAGUGUAGAAAAUGCACCCUCACUGGCACAGCCUGUUCCAACACAGCAAACCAUGUGGCUCAAUACAGGCAGGGCCAAGAUGUUCAUGCGUUAGUGUUUAAACAGUGGGUUUUGAGGAAAAAUCACGCUGGGCUAGUUAUAGAGGUCAGAGGAGAACGGCCACACUCAUGGAUGCAAAGAGGAAAGGCAGACAUGCUUAGAUUACAGCUCAGGACUACAGUGAUGUGUAGAAGAGAUCUGUGAAUGCUCCGUUUAUCAAAUCGUGGAGUGGUUCUGGAGACAUAAGGGUCCUACAUAGAUCAGGGUUCCCCAGUUCCGGUCCUGGAGGGUCAGUUGGCCGAUUUCCCUGUUCAAAUACGCCUUAUUCAGCUUAACAGUUAAUUGCCAGGUUUAGUGGGUGUGUUUGAGCAGGGAAAUCUGUGAACUGUGUGUCAGACUGGCCCUGACAUAGUGGGACCUAAUGGAGUUCCACAGGCUGUAGAUAGUCUUUGAUCGCUUUAUGUAAAAAUUACACCUUAUGUCAUUAAAUAUACAGUUUAAGUAUCAGUGCAAAUAAAAUAUUAAAGAAAACAAAUGUUAA